Molecule: messenger RNA, 1913 nt
Organism: Silurus meridionalis
Lineage: Eukaryota; Metazoa; Chordata; Actinopteri; Siluriformes; Siluridae
Gene: ogfod3
Product: urotensin-2 receptor 2
Exons: 9
Coding region: 108-1064 (318 amino acids)
Cellular component (GO): membrane
Molecular function (GO): L-ascorbic acid binding; iron ion binding; oxidoreductase activity, acting on paired donors, with incorporation or reduction of molecular oxygen
Source: RefSeq, a predicted model, not a curated record
GGCUGAGGGUCACCAGCUUUCCCUUGCUGCUCUGCGUUCAACCUGUGCGCGGAGAAGUGUUGUUCCCUUCUGUCUCCUGUCCUGAAGUUUAGCAGUAGAAAUAUAAAAUGGCGGUUCAGCGCCGAGGACACGUUAAAACCGCAGACACAAGUAGCAUUGAGAAAAAAAUUAAAAGGGGGAUCGUACAAAGGCAGUCAGCACCACACAGACGAUACUCCGUUCCUCUCCUGCUGGUGCUUAUUGGCACAUUUAUUGGCAUACUGGUCUGGCUCUAUACAAAGUGGUCUAAUGACAACACAGACGCUCUGGUCUCCAAAGGGGAAAUACUCACACAGCCCAGAGUGUUCACAGUCCACUGCUCAGAAGAUUAUCAAAAAUACAAGCACUUCCCAGAUGUUUUUUCCUCAGGCUGCACCCCUACGAAAUGUGGCCGAGCGGUUACAGACAGUGUUGUAACCACAGCCGAAGCACAGAUACUGAAGAGGAUAGCAGAAAGGGCCUUGGAGCUCGGUGGCUCAGAUGGAGGUGCAUCCAUUCUGGAUCUGCACUCUGGGGCUUUGUCAAUGGGGAAAAAGUUUGUCAAUAUCUACAGGUAUUUUAGUAAUCAAAUAAGACACAUCUUCACUGAAGAGGAUUUUGAACUCUACAGGGAAGUUCGUGGUAGGAUACAGAAAGCGAUUGCCGAAACAUUUGGACUGGAACCCAGUAAGCUGUACCUCACCAAGCCCACCUUCUUCUCCCGCAUCAACAGCACCAGUGCUAAGACCACUCAUGAUGAGUACUGGCACCCACAUAUUGACAAGGUGACAUAUGGGUCCUUUGACUACACCUCAUUACUCUACCUGACAGAUUACGAUGUGGAUUUUGGAGGUGGACGAUUCAUCUUUAUGGACCCAAACAGCAACCGAACGGUGGAGCCCCGCACAGGCCGAGUGUCUUUCUUUUCCUCAGGCUCAGAGAAUCUUCACCGCGUAGAGAAGGUGGCUUGGGGCACACGUUAUGCCAUCACUGUGUCCUUCACGUGUGAUCCUGAUUAUGCUAUCGCUGAUCCCAGCUUUCCAUAGGGUCCUUCUGCGAUAAUGGCUGGAGCCCUGGGAUGAACACACAAUACGAUGUUAUUUCAGCAUUCAACUUAAAAUUGAAGAAGAGGUUUCACAUUCCUAAUUUUUGUUUUGUUUGGCAAUAAGUAAACAGAUAUCAAGGACUUUGUUGACUUGAACGACAAUAACUGCGUGAGUUAUAAUUGCUGGUUAUUGUAUCGUAAAAAGAACAUUUCACACUUUUAAAUUCUUAUUUCCCGUAGACUGUCAUUCAACUCCUGCGUUUCUCCUUUUCAAUAUCUCCGCUUGCCUUUUCCUUGUAAGUGGUGUCUUCCUGGCUCUAUCCCUUUUUUUUAUCACAGUUGGAUCAGUUAUCACAGAUUGGACAAACAGCACAAGUGGAAAUUCUCCACAGUGGGUAUGAAUGAAAUUGCUCAUAAAGAAAUUGAUGAAAAAUCACCCAUGGCCUACUGAGGGAGCUUUUAGAAAUGUUUUGCAGGGGGUUUAGCUUUCAAUACCUUUUCUAAACUGCAUGGUGUCUGUAAGAGUGAAAAUGUCAAUGAGCAACAAUGUGUUUUUUUUUUACCUUAAAUGCUGAGAAAAAUUGUCUUCUAAACAAGUGUAUUUCAAUAACACCAUUUCUCUGUCAAUCAUAUUCCCUGUCAGAGAGGCAGCAUAAGGUCUAAACAAGCUACUGUAACGGAAUAGUUUAUUAAUGCAAAAUAUUCCGACCAGACCUUUUACUGUCAUGACACGCACAGAAAUGCACCAAUUUGCCCGUUCCCUGGAAAGUACAUCUUGAUCUUGAAUUAAUUCUGCCAAUUCAAAUCACGACUCAAUGAUCUUUGCAAUAAAUGUCAUUUAUUGAUCUCA